GCAGAAGGCAAUGGCAUUUAUUCUUGUCUGAAUGUAAUGUCACACAAGUCUUUGUGCAGACAGAGCUGCAAUGUCAGUCAACUCCACUCUCACCACUUUUACCACACUUGUUCUCACUCUCUUUCCACCGAACUUCCUUCAACCCAAUAUUCUCUUUCAGACACUUCCAUUCCUUUAUUAUUCUCUUCUUCCUGUCAUUCCCAUGUUUUGCUCUUCAACCCCAAUACUCACGCAUCAAAUAAAAUAUACACUCACACAUUCCUAAUAGAUAGAGACAUACUCACAUACAUGAUAUUUUAAAAGUGAAGAAUAAUCACAGUUCAAAACUCACUACUAAACACUGCUGAAAACAUGAGCAGGUAUGAGUACACCCUCACAUCUUUCCUUUGUAUUUUGUUUCUCUUUUGUUUCUGUCCUCUGGUGUUGUCCCUGCUAUCUCAAAGCCAAACAGACAUCAUGAUCAAACUAUCGAAAAAUCCUGAAUUUUCUGGUCAAUGGAGUGGCUCAAACCCAUGUGCAUGGAAGGGAGUGACUUGUGACCCUACCAAUUCCUCAGUAAGAGAGAUUUCUCUAUCUGGGUUUGGACUCUCUUCCUCCAACUUUCUUCUUGUUUGUAAAAUUGAAACUUUGGAGCAUCUUGAUGUCUCCAAUAACCGUUUGAGCUCAAUCCCUGAAGAUUUCUUCACUGAGUGUGGAAAGAUUAAGGGGUUGAAGCUGCUGAAUUUCACUGGAAACAAGUUAAGGGGUGCUUUUCCUACUUUCAAUGGUUUUGAUGGAUUGGAAUCCCUGGAUAUGUCUUUCAAUCAGUUGGAAGGGAAUAUUGGUUUACAGUUAGAUGGGUUGGUUAGUCUCAAGAGUUUGAAUCUUAGUUUCAAUUUCUUCAUGGGCUCUCUCCCUACUAAACUGGGAAAGUCCAUGGUUUUGGAACAGCUUGUGCUUUCUGGCAAUUACUUUCAUGGAAAAAUCCCUGAUGAUUUAUUGAGUUAUGAAAAUUUGACUGGGAUUGAUUUUAGGGGAAAUAAUAUUUCUGGUACUAUUCAUAGCAAUAUUGGGAAGCUAUCUAAAUUGGAAACUUUGAUCCUUUCUUCUAAUAACCUCGCUGGUGAAAUUCCACCAUCACUUAUGGACAUCACUAAACUUACUAGAUUUGCGGCAAAUCUGAAUCAUUUCAAUGGUUCUGUACCUCCUGGGAUUACUAAAUAUCUCACUAGUUUGGAUCUUAGUUAUAAUCAAUUGUCUGGCUCCAUUCCUGAAGGUCUUUUAUCUCCACAACAAUUGCAGGUUGUAGAUUUGUCCAAUAACAAUUUAACAGGGUCAUUACCUUCUAAAGUUUCUCCUAGUUUGAUCAGGUUGAGGUUUGGGGGCAAUCUUCUGAGGGGAAAUAUUCCUUCAGAUGCUUUUUCAACAGCUCAAAAUUUGACCUACUUGGAGCUGAACAACAAUGAGUUAACGGGAUCGAUACCGGUUGAGUUGGGUUCUUGCAAGAAGUUGGCAUUGUUGAAUUUAGCUGAGAACCAGUUGAGUGAUGUAUUGCCACCCUGGCUUGGUGAUCUAAACAAUCUUCAAGUCUUGAAGCUUGAAAUGAACAACCUUAAUGGUACAAUCCCAAUUGAAAUUGGUCAACUUCAGAAGUUAUCAACAUUGAAUUUGAGCUGGAAUUCUCUGAGUGGAUCAAUUCCAUCUGAGAUUUCAAAUUUGAGCAGUCUGGCUUUCCUUUACUUACAAAGCAACAAUCUGCGUGGUUUUAUACCAACAUCCAUUGACAAGUUGAAAUUACUUAUAGAACUCCAACUUGGGGAAAACCAGCUAGGUGGUGUGAUCCCAAACAUGCCAUUGAGUUUGCAGGCUUCGCUGAAUCUUAGUAGCAACCGCUUUAGUGGUUCUAUUCCUAGCAGUUUAAGUAAUUUAAAUAACUUGGAAGUCUUGGAUCUCUCAAAUAACAAAUUUUCUGGUGAAAUUCCUGAGGAUUUAACCCGAAUGUCGGCUUUGACUCAAUUUUUAAUUUCUAACAAUCAACUUACUGGUGUCAUUCCGAAAUUUAGUGGUCAUGUUAUCAUUGAUUUUAAAGGAAAUCCAAAUCUGUCAAUGAAUACUACUACACCGGACAGCCCAACACCCUACUCAAGCUCUGCAAAGAAGGGAAUAUCUGUUGCUGUGGCAAUUUUGAUUGCAAUUGUAGCAGCUAUUUUUAUUGUUGGCAUUGUCACUCUGCUUGUUGUGUCAGUGUCACGACACUAUUACAGGGUUAACGACGAGCAUUUACCGUCGGGAGAAGAUCAUCACAAUCCUCAGGUCAUCCAAAGUAAUUUAUUGACCCCUAAUGGAAUCCACAGAUCAAGCAUUGACUUCUCCAAAGCCAUGGAAGCCGUAGCUGAAACAUCAAAUGUUACUCUGAAAACAAGGUUUUCAACUUAUUAUAAAGCCAUCAUGCCAUCUGGAUCAACCUAUUUCGUCAAGAAACUGAACUGGUCUGACAAGAUAUUGCCCGUGGGAACUCAUGAUAAAUUCGGGAAAGAACUAGAGGUGUUGGCAAAAUUGAACAAUUCAAAUGUCAUGACCCCUUUGGCCUAUGUUCUGUCUACUGACACUGCUUAUAUACUGUAUGAAUAUGUCUCAAAUGGCUCCCUCUUUGAUGUUCUUCAUGGAAGCAUGGAAAACUCUUUGGAUUGGGCUAGCAGAUAUAGUAUAGCUGUUGGGGUGGCUCAAGGACUUUCUUUUCUCCAUGGAUUUGCCUCUAGUCCAAUACUUCUCCUUGACCUAUCGAGUAAAAGUAUUAUGCUCAAGUCCCUCAAGGAGCCUCUAGUUGGGGAUAUUGAACACUACAAGGUGAUUGAUCCCUCAAAAAGUACAGGGAAUUUUUCUGCCGUUGCUGGUUCUGUUGGUUAUAUUCCACCAGAGUAUGCAUACACAAUGACAGUAACAAUGGCUGGGAAUGUCUACAGCUUUGGUGUCAUUCUGCUUGAACUGCUGACAGGAAAACCUGCGGUGACCGAGGGAACGGAAUUGGUCAAAUGGGUUUUGCGUUACUCAACAAACCAGGAUUACAUUCUUGAUCUUAAUGUCAGUAGAACAUCACAAGCUGUCAGAAACCAAAUGCUUGCAAUGCUCAAGAUUGCUCUUGUUUGUGUUAGCACAUCCCCAGAAACAAGACCAAAGAUGAAGAGCGUUCUAAGGAUGCUCCUCAAUGCUAGAUGAAGUCAUAUUCUUCUGGGUUGGAAUAAAUCUUCAAAAGAGAUUUUUUGUUUUGUUUUGUUUUGGCUUACUUUGGUUUUAUUAUGGGGUUUUCGAAUAUAUGAUAGGGAUACUUCUAUUGUGUUAACAGUGACAUUGUACAGUAAAUCAGUUUGUUAGUACUCAGUAGUAGACAUUUAUAAAAUAGGUUUAAUGUUCCUAUUGUAGCUUAUUUUAGAAGAAUAGUGACUUAAUUAUUAAUUUGUUAUACACAACGUUUAAAUAUUCUGAUAAAUGUUUUUAUUUUUAUUUUAUUUCGCCAACUUUU
This is a messenger RNA of Abrus precatorius (Indian licorice), 3499 nucleotides long. Its product is annotated as leucine-rich repeat receptor-like tyrosine-protein kinase PXC3. The record is from RefSeq and is a predicted model, not a curated record. The transcript is spliced from 2 exons. Gene Ontology annotation, biological process: protein phosphorylation. The coding region runs from base 352 to 3195 and encodes 947 amino acids. Lineage: Eukaryota; Viridiplantae; Streptophyta; Magnoliopsida; Fabales; Fabaceae. Gene Ontology annotation, molecular function: ATP binding; protein kinase activity; protein binding.